Messenger RNA from Nicrophorus vespilloides, 2354 nucleotides. RefSeq names its product transcription factor AP-4 (gene crp). The transcript has 3 exons. Gene Ontology annotation, cellular component: nucleus. The coding region runs from base 919 to 2220 and encodes 433 amino acids. The record is from RefSeq and is a predicted model, not a curated record. Gene Ontology annotation, molecular function: RNA polymerase II cis-regulatory region sequence-specific DNA binding; DNA-binding transcription factor activity, RNA polymerase II-specific; protein dimerization activity. NCBI's taxonomy places the organism in Eukaryota, Metazoa, Arthropoda, Insecta, Coleoptera, Silphidae. Gene Ontology annotation, biological process: regulation of transcription by RNA polymerase II.
UAAAUUGAUAUUUUAUUGCGAUUGAUUGUUUAUGAUGAAGAUGUUUAUGCGGGGGGGUGGAAGGGUUUCUUCUUUUUAUUUCUUUUGAUGACGCAGGUGAAAUUAAAUGUAAUGUGUAAAUCGAGGCAAUCUAUGAAAAUGUUUGCGAAACAGCUGCGAAUCGCGCGAACUAAGAUGGUGACUACUACUAUGUGUGUAUUUUAUACAGAGUGUGUGUGGCGGCGGCAAUGAGUGUGUAGUGUGCCGCAUUGUGGGGAGUUGCGGCGGUUGAGGAGAGGAGUCGUGCAUGCAUCAUCAUAGUACAUCAUAGUAGUAAAUUAAGGUAGAAGCCGAAUGAGAGAAGAGGACGCGCGUUGGUGAGAGGGGAGGAGGAGGUGGUGGCGGCGUCGAGUAUGGCGGGAAGGAACGAGGUUAGAACUGGGCGGUGCUUGGACGCCAGCUGGCAGACGAACCGCGCGUCCCCGGUCCUCGAAUGCUCCGCGCCGUAAAUAGUACCCGGAUGCGGGACGAGUUUUCCGGCUGCGGUUGCGGACCCGGAAACCGGUGGCGGGAGGCGGCGACCGUGGCGGUCGUAAGGGUUCGCGACCCGCCGCCCCCACGGCUCUCGCCGUCGCCGGAAGUGCGUGCUAGGCGUGUGCCCGGCCCGGUACGCGCGCGUAUGAAUCCCGCCGUGGUGGCGUCGGCCGGGCCUCAGCUGUUUCCCGCCAAACAUUUGCCACCAGAAAACCGCUGUGAGGCGUAGCGUAUGUUGGAUGUGUCGCGCGCAGACCGUUUUUCCAGUGGAAUUUCAGUGAAUCGCGAACGGGAAAAUUUUCGAAUUUCCUCUAAUUCCUUGUUUGUGUGCGAAAUAAACACCGCCGUUGUUUCGAGUUCAUCCUACCGCCACCCCCCCGCAAAAACCAAAUCCGUGUAAUUAUUAUGUCCGUAUUUGUUUCCGAAAAGAGAGUGCUGUACGACGGAACAUUCGAAGAAAAAGUGCACAUAAUCGGGGACAUUGAUAGAGAGCUUGAAAACAAUUACAUAGGCAAAGACGGCGGAGAGCCACCCACACCAAUGGACACCGAGAAGCGGAUCCGCAGGGAGAUUGCGAACAGCAACGAGAGGAGGCGGAUGCAGAGCAUAAACAAUGGUUUCCAGUCGUUGAGGUCCCUUCUGCCUCACCACGAAGGUGAAAAGUUGAGCAAGGCUGCGAUAUUGCAACAGACGGCCGAAUAUAUAUACAGUUUGGAGCAGGAGAAGACGCGGCUGCUUUCUCAAAACUGCCACCUGAAGAGGUUGGUGAAUCAGCACGAAGGAGGUGAGCUGCCGCCGAAGAAGCGGAAAACCGAGGUGCUCAUAACGCCGACGAUAUCCGAGUCCUCGGACGAAGGUCUCGGAUCCAUGUCGCCGGAGCCCGUGAACGUGAUCGCAGUGAGCACCGUCAAACAGGAUGAAUCGCUGGCGGAACUUCAUCGACAGUUGGAGGCGGAGAGGAACCUAAGACUGCAACUGGAGAAACAGAACAGGCAGCUGCAGCUGGAAAGCCAGAUGUACCAGCAGCACAUGUACCAAGUGGAGGAGACCGACGAGCUGAACCUACAGCUUGUGGCCGCCGACAGUCUGCCGCCCGUCGGUCACACGCAGAUCGUGGUCUGCUCGCCGCCGCUGUCGCGGAGUCCGAGUCCGACGCCCGUCGUCAUCGCCGUCCCCGAGCAGCGACUGACGUCCGUGCUGGAGGCGGCCAUCAAGGCGGAGCCGAAAGUGGAGGUCGAGAGGCUGCCGUCGCCGAGCACGCCGCACGACGAUAACAACCAGGCGCGCCUCUACGUGUCGAACACGUCGCGGCAGAACCUGGAGACCAUCGUCGAGGCCAUCCGACACCUGGAGGGUGACCAUAUGUUCGGUGACGAGCCGCAGACGCAGGAGGUGCCGCUCGCCUUGACGACGCGGCCGACCCCCGCAACCGAACCUCUACCAUCAGCAACCGCCAGCCCCACCGUAGUCGCAGUGGCGUCGACAGCUGCUAUUGCGUCUGCAACAGCUGUUGUAGUAACAGCAGCAGCACCACCACCACCACCCUCUUCAUCGGCGACAGUAGCCACAUCCUCGCCGAAGAUCAAGAUCGAAUUGAACCAUCAGUACGUCGACUAUCAUCACAGCAACAUCAGCCAGACGACCAGCAGCAUACAGCACCAGCAGCAGUCUCGACCCGGCGUCAUAGUAGGCAAACAAUCAUCGUGAUUACGUAAUGUGUAGCGCUGAAAUUUAGAUAACGUUAUUAGAUGUCUUUAGUGUGCAUCACUACCAACAAAUCUCUCUUUCUCUAUCUGUUACGGCGAACCCAUCCCCUUCUGGGUUUUGUGCGUUUUUUUUUU